Molecule: messenger RNA, 827 nt
Organism: Nilaparvata lugens (brown planthopper)
Lineage: Eukaryota; Metazoa; Arthropoda; Insecta; Hemiptera; Delphacidae
Exons: 6
Molecular function (GO): protein binding
Source: RefSeq, a predicted model, not a curated record
UACUCGCUGGAAGGGCACCAGUUUGCCGUCUUUGACUUCCGUAUGACGGACGACUAUCGCUACAUCGUGUCCAUCUCCAACAAGUUCAUCACGUGGGAUCUGUCGACGAGCGACCUGACGCGUGACGUCAACCCUGGCCUCGAGGGCAUCAUGCAGCGUCUGUGUCUCUCACCCGACAACCGGUUUGCUGCCGCCUUCACCAAUAACAAUCAGACGGUACUGCUGAACAUGCUGACCAGGAGUAUGACACCAAGCCCUGAGAACCCGGGUCAAUGGCCGUUGCUUUCAAUGGAAUUUGACAGUCUGGACGAUUAUCGCCUGGUAUUCUGGUCUGGAUCGCUCGAUGACUCAUCUAUGAUGCUGCAUUGCUAUCGACCUGAGGCCAAUAUCGAGCCUAUCAACUUUCACAAUGGCAUGGUUCUAUCGAGAGACAGAACUCGCUUGUUCUGUUGCACAGAGGAGGGCAAUUUCAGUGUGACCGAGUAUUCGGCUCCUAGAGGUGCCAAAACCUGGACCAAAGUCAGGCGACUACCGUCAACUUACAACGACCGUGUUGAAACCCUUCUGCAGCUGAAACUAGACAAGGCUGAAGAGAGUGUUCUGGGCAGUACGGCCAACGGAUUUGUGGUCUGGCAGGUGGCUUCCGAACGAGUGGUCGUGCUCCAUUUACCUCACGGUGUGCGCAACAUAUCCACGCGCAUGUUGCAGUCCAACUCAUGCAUGUUGUCCGCUGCCAACGACUAUGUGGUCGCAGGUGUCAGGAAAACCUGUACGUAUGGACUCUGGACAAGGGCGAUCUUGUAAAAGUGCUGGAUGCGCACUUUGGA